Molecule: messenger RNA, 1220 nt
Organism: Anoplopoma fimbria (sablefish)
Lineage: Eukaryota; Metazoa; Chordata; Actinopteri; Perciformes; Anoplopomatidae
Exons: 5
Coding region: 1-867 (288 amino acids)
Molecular function (GO): protein dimerization activity
Source: RefSeq, a predicted model, not a curated record
AUGGCAACCUUCAGGGACCACCUGCAGCAGCUCCACCUCUAUUUUCGCAACAGUGCGAACAGAACAUCUGUUCUGAAAGCAGCAGCACAGACCCUGGGCCUGGCAGACCUAAAAGUGAAGGUUCCUGUGACGAUUGCCAUUUUGAGAACCAUAAGGGAUGCGGGAGACCAUCAGCCUCCUGGAUCAUUUCUCUCACGGCUACACCAAGACCUUGAUAACCCUACAGGGUUAUCAAGUUUUGGUGUAGUCCAUGAGGAGGAGAGGAACCGGAGACACAGAGGCUCCUUAGAGGAGCACAGCCGAGAGCAACUCUGGGUGAUGGAACCUUAUCUCGAUGCGCUUGUUGAGAGUUUGGAGAGGCGUUUUGGGAGUCUAGACCUGCUAGGAGCAUUCCAUGUUCUUGGGCCUCAGGCUGCCAAGGAGGACGAGGCUGUCUGUGUGAGGAAUCUAAAACUCCUGUCAAAUAAAUUUCUGACAGGAGACCAGGUGAUCCAAGAGUGGACCUCUUUCAGGCAACAUAUCCUGAUAGGAGCAUUCCAGGGCAUGGACCAGCAGCAGAUAAUGACGCGACUGGCGUCACAGAUUGACGAGUGGGGUCAGCUUUAUCCUGGACUCAAUAAACUGGCUGCCAUUGGUCUCACAAUUCCAGUCUCAAGUGUCAACUGUGAGCGUGACUUUUCAACACUGAACAGGGUGAAGACUGACCUGAGAAACAGGCUACAGGGAGAGCAUCUGGCGACUUGUUUGAGAGUCAGCAUCAAUGGCCCCCCCACCACCAAAUUCCCCUACAGAAGAGCCCUGGAGCUCUUCUUUAAAAAGCCCAGGAGAAUUAAAUGCUCCCAGGCUGGAUGUAGCCUUUGUGGAUGAGCAAAAACUUCACAGUUCUCCGUCUGUUGUCUUCUUUGUCCUCAUCCUCCUGUCGCUCUCUUGUCCUCUUCCCCUGACUCUCACUGUCUCACAAAGGAGCUGAGCUCACCUGAGGUCUAUUUGUAGUGCUAAGGCUCACACUGAUUGGUAUUCAAUUAGCUUUAUUUUUUAUUUUUCAUGUGUGUGAGUCUGUGUUCUUUUCAAAUUUUAGUUAGGUUUAUAAUUUAAAAAGAUGUGUUUUGCCCAUUGUUGCAGGAGAUUUCAUUUUUGAACAAAGUGUCUUAUGUAAAAAACAGUUAGUGUUUAAGCAUUAGGCAAAAAUCUGUAAAUAAAUUGUGCAAAUUAUAUUUGCA